Aphanomyces invadans is the source of this 357-nucleotide messenger RNA. RefSeq lists its product as hypothetical. Gene Ontology annotation, molecular function: protein binding. The transcript is spliced from 3 exons. The record is from RefSeq and is a predicted model, not a curated record. Bases 4 to 357 code for a protein of 117 amino acids. Lineage: Eukaryota; Oomycota; Saprolegniomycetes; Saprolegniales; Verrucalvaceae.
UUCAUGCAGCGCGCCGUGCGAUAUGCGCGGACAAACGAUUCCAUUUCGUCCGCCCAACUCGCAACGAUGGUGACGCUGCAGAGUGCCCUGUGGCAACGGAUGUGGGAAGAGGACGAUGGUGGGCGGCAUCGCUGCGGACCCGGACAAGUCGCGGUGCGGUCGUCUGUGCUUCUGGUUGUACGAGGCAACGGGUGGCAGUGGCGUGAGUGGCUAGAUGACUCUGUGCCGCCCCAUUGCCGACGCUUCUGGGUCCACCCACCCACAAGCACAACGCAAUGGGCAACUCCCACAGACGUCGUCGACAUGCCAGCAUCAUGGAACGCACCCGACAUUGCCAGUAUCGAUUCAAAAACGUAA